Diospyros lotus (date-plum) is the source of this 3827-nucleotide messenger RNA. Its product is annotated as probable pectate lyase 12. The transcript has 5 exons. The record is from RefSeq and is a predicted model, not a curated record. The coding region runs from base 153 to 1547 and encodes 464 amino acids. Lineage: Eukaryota; Viridiplantae; Streptophyta; Magnoliopsida; Ericales; Ebenaceae. Gene Ontology annotation, molecular function: pectate lyase activity.
UCAAUCUUUUACUAUAUAAGGACAUCACAUUCUCCCAAGUUUUAGCAGCUCUCUGAGCGAGGACCUAUGAGAGAGGAAGACAUUUCUGAGACUGAAGAGUUCAUCGCCAAAGAAACCACGAUACAGCCACUGUUGCUCCUCCAGCCAAGAAGAUGCUUCCCCACAGCAGCAUUCUCUUGCUCUGCAUCUUGACAUCUCUGUCUCCUCCGAUUAGGGCCUCUCUCAAUCUGUCUCUGCCCCUUCAGCACCCCAAUCCUGAAGCUGUGGUUCAAGAAGUCCAGAGGAGGCUGAAUGUGUCCAUAUCCAGAAGACAAACGCUGGAAACCAUCGCCAAUGUCUCGUCGGAGAGCCGCCUCUCGUGCCUCACCGGCAACCCCGUCGACGACUGCUGGCGGUGCGACCCAAACUGGGCCAACAACCGCCAGCGCCUGGCGGAUUGCGGCAUCGGGUUCGGCCACGCGGCGGCCGGCGGCAAGGGCGGCGAGAUCUACGUCGUCACCGACUCGUCGGACCACGACGCCGCAGAGCCAAAGCCGGGCACGCUCAGGCACGCGGUGAUCCAGACGCAGCCGCUCUGGAUCGUGUUCGCCUCCAGCAUGGUGAUCAACCUGAAGUACGAGCUCAUCGUCAACAGCUUCAAGACCAUUGACGGCCGCGGCGCCGUCGUGCGUAUCACCGGCGGCGGGUGCAUUACGCUCCAGUACGUGAACCACAUCAUCAUCCACAACAUCGAGGUCAGCCACUGCGUUCCCACCGGCCACACAAAUAUACGCUCCAGCCCAACCCACGUCGGCUUUCGUGGCAAAUCCGACGGUGAUGGAAUUUCCAUCUUCAGCUCAAGCAACAUCUGGAUCGACCACUGCUCACUGUCGUACUGCUCCGACGGCCUGAUCGACGCGAUCAUGGGAUCCACCGGAAUCACCAUCUCCAACAACUACUUCUCCCAUCACAACGAGGUCAUGCUCCUUGGCCACAACGACAAGUACCUCCCGGAUUCCGGCAUGCAGGUCACCAUAGCCUUCAAUCUCUUCGGCCAAGGCCUGGUCCAGCGUAUGCCCCGCUGCCGACUCGGCUACGUCCAUGUCGUCAACAACGACUUCGCCGAAUGGAAGAUGUACGCCAUCGGCGGCAGCGCCAACCCUACGAUCAACAGCCAGGGUAAUCGCUACACCGCCCCCACGGAUCCCAGCGCCAAGGAGGUGACGAAGAGGGAGGAUACGGACGAGAGCGAGUGGGCGAACUGGAACUGGAGAUCGGAGGGAGACGUGAUGGUGAACGGAGCGUUCUUUGUGCCGUCCGGAGCGGGGCUGAGCGCGCAGUACUCUAAGGCUUCCAGCGUCGACCCCAAGUCCGCCGGCCUCAUCGACCAGCUCACCAUCAACGCCGGUGUCUUCGGCGGUACCAGAUGCAGCUGGGGCUGUGGCUGGCAUUUGUUGUUGGUGGUGGAUAAUGAAGGGAGACCCCAAAGCCCAAGUCAUUUACAGUUAUAUUCUCUGCCAAAUUGCGAAUCUGCCCUCCGGCCGAUAUUGGUGGAGCCCAUGCAAUAAUUUAAAGUCAGGUCUAGGCCCACAUCUGAUUUUACUCGACUUGGACAACUGGCUAAACCCGUGUUGGAAAAGAUUCUCUCCAUUACUCUCUUUCUGGCCCCAUAUCUGCUGUUUUUUUGUAGAACUACCAUUCAGACCUUCGGUAAUCUUUGAUCCAUUUGAACCAUUUAUAGGUUUUGUCGUUGAACUUGAACCUGCUUUGUAGGUGGGUGCUUUUUCCAUUUUUUUCUUUUUUGUUCUCUUUCCUACUUUUCGUUUGCCCUUUCAUUUACCACCCCCCCCCCCCCAGUAAAUAUCUUUGGUCCAUUUAGCUUUUCUUAAGCUUAUUUAUAAAAGAAAAAAAAUUGCAAACGAAAACUCCAACUGGAUUUGUUCUCAAAAUAACACUCCCCUUUCACAUCAAAACCAUGUCAAGCACACCAGAAAAGAUCUGAAGAAAACACUUUCUGCCAAACAAAAACCACUAGAGCAAUUUUUUCAUUUUGGACAAAAACCACAAUUGCAGUUCGGGGGGAGAUACUAACACAUUCAAAAGUGUUGUUAACACCGAGUAUAUGUGAAAAGACACAAAUACCCUUAAAAAAAUCUACAAUACAAAAUAAUUAUCAUUUUUUAUGGGUACUUGUGCCUUUUUACUUAUUUUUGGUGUGUUAGCAUCACUCUUGGGCAUAUGUUAAUAUUGUGAUUUUUGGUUUUUGCCUAAAGUCAAGAAUUGCAGAAAUCACAGCCUUUGGGCAAAAACCAGCUUUGUUUUAAUUCAUUAGAUGUUCAUACCAACAGAAAGAAUAUAGUGUUGGUUCGUUAGACGUUGUCUGGGAAGAAAAUGUUAUGAUACCGCGCGAAAGGUUUUUUAGUUGGAGAUGACUUCUUAUUAUUUCAUAAUGAAAUCUGUGAGCCUCCGUUCUCACUUUCCUUUUUUCCUCUCCUUAAUGAUUUCAAAGUUCCACACAAGACUAAGCUCUGCCUUCUAGAGGUCAUCUAAGUUAUCAAGAGUAUGGUAGAGAAGAAGGACCAAGGUUUGUUCGUAGAUAAUAUGGAAGGGAGGGGACGUUCUUAAGAAUUAGUUUAGAAGUGAUAUUAAUUCUGUCCUUUUAGUUUGUUGAAAAUCUGGAUGAUUUCAAGUAUUGGCAACUCUACAUCUUAGGGGGGGCUGCAAACAAAAAAUAAUGUAACCUCAUUGUAAUAUUAUCAUGCUUCCCGUUUGUUGCCUAGGUCCAUAGGAACAGUUUAGAGAAAUUUAUUGCUCAUGUUCCUCCUCCUUAUCUUAUUAUUUUCCUCCCUUUUUCUUUCCCGUGUCAGUAUCUGUCUGGCCGUGAAGCUUUUCAAAAGUUUCUAACUGUUUAUGCAGCAAUUUAUUACUAUUGCACCGAUCAUUUCAGUUGGAAAGUUCUGUAGCAAAUCUCAUAAUUGAAAUUGGAAAUGUGACCGUUCUUAGAUUUGGCUCUCCUCCUCACAAGAGCCGAUCUUUGGUCGUCUUCUCCAGCGUUUAUUCUUGCCUCUAUCGGUCUUUUCCUGUAAGCUCCCAUAACUAAAUGGGAUACUCCAUUUGAUGCCUUGUCCUGUGGCUAAGAGGCCAUUUCACAUGUAGGAAACACCUUUUGUUUACUGAUAUCAACUUCCAAGAUUAUGUGGUUUCCUAUUGUUUACUGAUAUCAACUUCCAAGAUUAUGUGGAAGUUGUUACCACCUUAUCAGUAUUAUAAUGAAGACGAGGGCCUUUUUCUUUUCCCCGACCCAACUUCCUCAUUGGAUCACUUUGGAUCAUCCCUGAAAAGAUUCUGUAAGGCUGUGCCAUGCCAGCAUGUAAGGAAGGCCUAAAGACCUGUUCUAGUAUAGUUCUUUUCUGUAUUUUCCCUUUGCCAUCUUCACAACUGAAAACAAUGAGAACUUAAAAUUGUGGUGUUUCUAGAUGAAUUUUUUAGAAAUAGUUUUUUAAAUCAACUAGCUGAAGAGGUACCCAAAAAAUAAACUUGGACAUGGAAUAGAUGGCUCAAAUUUAUGCAGUGGACUCAAAUCUAAUGAGAAAGGCUUGUGAUUAUGAUAACAAAAUGGGCCCUUAUUUUGCUUAGUCACAACUGGAUGGAACACGGAAUUAUUGCACCCCAAUUAAAGAGAAACAUCCUAAUGGGGAUAGGCGGAUAGCGUGUGAAGAAGAGCAUCUUUUGAGAAAGGAUUAUUCUGGCAUACCGACGAAUUGUUGUAUUAUUGAACGAAGUUGGCCCCAUUUGCACCACCGCCUCUUCAUACCCUCUCUUUUUUUUUUUUUUUUUUAAUCUUCCGG